AUGACCCCAGGGCUGCUGCUGCUGCUGUUGCUGGGGACUUCAGGGGUGCCACUCGCCCGGGGCAUCAGUGAUCUGGAGGCAGAGAGUCAGCUCCGGGACAAACUUUUCUCUGGUUAUGACCCCUCGGUGCGGCCAGCUCAGAAGGUGGGGGACCGUGUGGAGGUCAGCAUUGGCCUGAGCCUGGCACAACUCAUCAGCCUGAACGAAAAGGAUGAAGAGAUGAGCACAAAGGUGUACUUAGAUCUGGAGUGGACAGACUAUAGACUCAGCUGGGACCCGGAGCAGCACGAGGGCAUCGCUUCCCUCCGCCUUCCAGCCCCUUCUGUGUGGCUUCCAGAUGUGGUCCUCCUGAACAACAACGACGGGAACUUUGACGUGGCUCUGGACAUUAACGUCGUGGUGUCCCCUGAUGGGUCCGUGCGCUGGCAGCCCCCAGGAGUCUACCGAAGUAGCUGCAGCAUCCAGGUCACCUACUUUCCCUUCGACUGGCAGAACUGUACUAUGGUGUUCAGUUCCUACAGCUAUGAUAGUUCAGAAGUCAGUCUGCAGACUGGCUUUGGUCCUGAUGGGCAAGAGCGACAGGAAAUCCACUUGCACGAAGGGACCUUCAUUGAGAACGGCCAGUGGGAGAUUAUCCACAAACCGUCUCGGCUGGUCCAGCGUGUGGUGACCGCCAGGGGAGGGGGCAAAGAGCAGAAUCAAGAAGUCGUCUUCUACCUCAUAAUCCGCCGGAAGCCUCUCUUCUACCUGGUCAACGUCAUUGCUCCCUGUAUCCUCAUUACCCUCCUGGCCAUCAUUGUCUUCUACCUGCCACCAGAUGCAGGAGAGAAGAUGGGACUUUCGAUCUUUGCCUUGCUGACCCUGACUGUGUUCUUAUUGCUGCUGGCAGACAAAGUACCUGAGACCUCGCUGUCUGUCCCCAUCAUUAUUAAGUACCUGAUGUUUACUAUGAUCCUUGUUACCUUUUCAGUCAUCCUUAGCGUCUUAGUCCUCAACUUGCAUCACCGCUCUCCCCACACUCACCAAAUGCCCCUUUGGGUGUAUCAGAUCUUCAUCCAAAAACUCCCUCGGUACCUCGGGCUGAAGAGGCCCAAAUCUGAGAAAGACCAGAUGACAGAACCGCCUUCCCUCAUUCUCAAGGAUCUUCCAGGAAGUGACUGGGGCUGGCGCACAGAUGAAUAUUUCAUCCGGAAGCCACCAAAUGAUUUUCUUUUCCCCAAACCUAACAGGUUCCAGCCUGAACUUCCUGGCCCUGAGAGGAGGCGAUGCAUCGAUAUCCCUACCCGGGCUGCAGGCCUGCCUCCUGAGCUACUGGAAGUUGUCUCUUCCAUCAGCUUCAUCGCCAGACAGCUGCAGGAACAGGAAGAUCAGGAUGCGCUGACGGAGGACUGGCAAUUUGUGGCCAUGGUAGUGGACCGUCUCUUCCUGUGGAUCUUCAUCAUCUUCACGAGUGUCGGGACGCUGGUCAUUUUCUUGGAUGCCACCUACCACUUGCCCCCCGAGAACCCCUUUCCUUGAGUUUGGGA
This is a messenger RNA of Suncus etruscus (white-toothed pygmy shrew), 1526 nucleotides long. RefSeq names its product cholinergic receptor nicotinic beta 1 subunit (gene CHRNB1). Gene Ontology annotation, cellular component: postsynaptic membrane; neuron projection; synapse. Bases 1 to 1518 code for a protein of 505 amino acids. Gene Ontology annotation, molecular function: acetylcholine-gated monoatomic cation-selective channel activity; transmembrane signaling receptor activity. Lineage: Eukaryota; Metazoa; Chordata; Mammalia; Eulipotyphla; Soricidae. The transcript has 11 exons. Gene Ontology annotation, biological process: regulation of membrane potential; nervous system process; monoatomic ion transmembrane transport. The record is from RefSeq and is a predicted model, not a curated record.